Mollisia scopiformis is the source of this 2216-nucleotide messenger RNA. Its product is annotated as SNF5-domain-containing protein. Gene Ontology annotation, cellular component: nucleus; RSC-type complex; nuclear chromosome. NCBI's taxonomy places the organism in Eukaryota, Fungi, Ascomycota, Leotiomycetes, Helotiales, Mollisiaceae. Gene Ontology annotation, biological process: regulation of transcription by RNA polymerase II; chromatin remodeling. The record is from RefSeq and is a predicted model, not a curated record. Gene Ontology annotation, molecular function: zinc ion binding; sequence-specific DNA binding; transcription coregulator activity. The transcript is spliced from 2 exons. Bases 220 to 2010 code for a protein of 596 amino acids.
AGCAGCUCAUCACAAAUUAGUUUCACACCUCAUCGACGCAUCACACGGCCUUUGAACAGAAUAGUACGGUACGGCGAUGCCAGCGCGAUCUGACACUCUGUCCUGACCACUCUUCGACCACUGCGAACAAUAUUGUAUGCGCAUUCCUAGUCUCGUCGACCUCUUGGACUCUUGGAAAUCAACCAGUCUGAGCUUCAGGGCGGACAUGCUGUGAGCUAUAUGCCCAACAUGGCGUCUGAGAACCCCCCUCAAGCAUUCAUCUCCAGCUAUGCUCCGCGAUUGCGCACCUAUGCCAAUUCGCUCCUCACUCCAGUAAUCCAACCUGCCGCAACACUCGCUGCACCACUCUCUAGAACGACGAAAAGAGGCACGACUGCUAUCAAUUAUGCGGAGGAUGGCUACGACGAUUAUGAUGACGAUGACGACGACAAUCGAAGGAGACCAACAGGCUUGAGGAGCAUAAGACGAGAUGAAUCCGGGCAGGCCAAACAGGAUCCUUCCGACAAGGUAGGGAAGGAGGCUACUGCACCUGUAGAAGUACAAGGAAUAUGGAGAGACUGGAUGGGAAAGUCGAGAAAUGCAAAGCCUGACUUGCAAAACAUCGGCCAAACCGCCUUGCCCUUGACUCUAAUCCCAAUACGAAUUGACCUCGAUAUUCCCGCCUUUACCCCAGCUGCCCCCUUACCAAUUCCACAGGGAGUCGCUCACAAGAUAGACACAACUCUGCCAAUAUACAGAUCCCAGGAGACCACUGUACCGUACCGGCUGAAGGAUAUAUUUAUGUGGAAUUUGCACGAAACUCUAACAACUACGGACCAAUUUGCGCAAGCUAUGGUUCAAGAUCUUGAUCUGCCAAAUCGGGGACAGUUGGCGAAUGAGAUCAGCAAGCAAAUUCGCACACAGCUUGAAGAAUAUGCUGGAGUUGCUCUUCAUCCUCUCUUCCAUUCUCAGCAGACGACCACGACAAACGGUGUAGUGACGACCAUCAAACAAGGCCCGUUAUCCAGAGAUGCCUCAGCUACGCCAGCUGGGAGUGGAAAUGCUACACCUUCACGCAUUGGCACGAGCAAUCUAAAUGGAUUCAGCACACCGAUAAAGCGACCAGAAAAUAACAGUACAGAAGAUAUCACAGCUUCAGCCUCUGUAAUCCCUCCCGAAUCGGACGAGUACAACCCUGACGAUAUGUAUCGGUGCAUUAUUACCUUGAACGUGAAUCUCUCAAAUCAUCUCUAUACAGACAAAUUCGAAUGGUCCCUGCUUCAUCCUCCCGGGACAGCAGAGAUAUUUGCUAAGCAGACAUGUGCUGACCUUGGUCUCCCUGGAGAAUGGGUACCGGCAAUGACACAUGCCAUAUAUGAAGCUGUUCUACGUCUGAAGAAAGAAGCAUGCGAGAGCGGUGGUCUUGUUGGUGGUUAUGGAGGAGAAAUACCUAAUGAUGCCGCUCACGGUGCUGAUGCUGGCUGGCGAUAUGACAACGAGCAUCUUGCAGAUGAAUGGGAACCGAAGGUUGAGCAACUGUCCAAAGACGAGAUUGAGAAGAGGGAAGGAGAUAGGGAAAGACAGAUCAGAAGACUGAGACGUGAGACUGCCAGGUUCUCGUCAAGUACAGGUAUGCUUGGAGGUAUGCCACAGGCUACUGAAAACAGAGGAGGCGGUUAUGAUGAGCCACCGGAAGAAAGAAUGGGUAGAGGCGAACGUAGCAAGAAGAAGAGACGAUUCAGAAGUUUAAGUCCUUUGGCCCGAGCUGGUACACCUGGACGAGGCACUCCCGAUGUUGGUGGUAUUGCUGGCUAUGGCGGGGGUGGAUCUCUGAACGAUUAUGAGCGGAAUACCUGGAGAUGUUCCCAUUGUAAGGUCUGGGGCACUUCAGUUUGGGCUGUGCGGGACGGACCCCAAGGACCAAGAACAUUGUGCAAUAACUGCGGUUUCCUCUACGAGCGUGAUCGUAAACUACCAAAAUGGGCCAAAGAACUACACAAAGCCGAUUUGCGUGCCAUCGAUUACAGAUGAGAGCGGUAUCGAGGAAUUUGUUCGCCAGCUUUUGCUUCUUUUCGUGCGGUUGGCUAUCUAGGGAACUGGUGUACUUGGAGUCACAGAUGGAAGACAUAUCACGCAAUGACGUGUCAAUGAAAUGGACUUCUUGAGUCAUAUCAGGCAGGUGGUGUUAGAGUCAAAAGCCAAAUUCUGUACGAUAGCGAAGAUCAUAUAAUACCGAC